Metschnikowia bicuspidata var. bicuspidata NRRL YB-4993 is the source of this 4560-nucleotide messenger RNA. RefSeq lists its product as uncharacterized. Bases 1 to 4560 code for a protein of 1519 amino acids. Gene Ontology annotation, molecular function: aminoacyl-tRNA ligase activity; ATP hydrolysis activity; chromatin binding. The transcript has 3 exons. Gene Ontology annotation, biological process: positive regulation of transcription by RNA polymerase II; tRNA aminoacylation for protein translation. The record is from RefSeq and is a predicted model, not a curated record. Lineage: Eukaryota; Fungi; Ascomycota; Pichiomycetes; Serinales; Metschnikowiaceae. Gene Ontology annotation, cellular component: nucleus.
AUGGCAGCAGGCGCGGAACUUCCUAAACAGGUUCUUGUUCAUUCUCACUGGUUGAGCGAGGGGGUGAAAAUGAGCAAAAGCUUGGGCAAUGUUGUCGAUCCUUUUGCCUUGGCCGAAAAUUAUGGUACAGAUCCCACUCGGUUCUACUUGAUGGAGAAUGCUAGUAUUUCAAACGACUGCAAAUUUUCCGAAAGGGAAAUUCAAAACAGCCACGCUUCAUUGGUCAACAAAUGGGCCAACAUUUGCUCGCGUGUGGGCGGCGAGAAAUUCAAUCUUGAGCAGUCGGUAAAAGAGAAAGAAGCAGGUACUUUCGAUGAUAUCGAGCAAGUGAUUUCCCUGCUAGGCUCUCAAGAGUAUGCCGUCAAAACUUUGGAAUUGUGGCAAAAACUCGCUAAGAGUGUCAAUUCGCUCUACACUGAUAUGAACAAAGAAAUGCGGCACUAUGGGCAAAUGAAGGCGCUCCAGAGAUGGUGGGAAACUGUUGAAUUAGGUAACGAAUUUUUCCAGCAUUGUGAGCCUUGGCGCCAUCAGAGCUUAUCGACAACAGCGGACGCGAACCGCGAAUUGCAUCAAACAUUCGCAAGUUACGCCGUGUAUCUAUGCGCAGAAGCCGGCCGCGUCACCUCCAUUUGCGUAUCGCCAUUUAUGCCAGAUCUUGCAUCGAAGUUCUUGGGAUCGCGGCGUCGUAUCGUGGAUGAUGAUGAUGACGACAUCGUCAACAACUCAGGCCUAGACAACUCGCCGCAGCCCAGAAGAGCAAGAAGACAUGUAUCUUAUACUGAGGAUUCCGAUGAUAAGGACAAUUUAGAUUCGGACCGCGACUCCCAGGAGUCAAAGAUCAAAGAUGUUGACUCUCCGAAAUUGGGCGAGGCAGACCUUUCAGAUGGAGCGCCCCUGGAGCCAGACAACGAAAACAAAGAUGGAAAUUAUGACGAAAACUUCUCAGACGAGGAUGAAGAAAUCAUGCCCUCCAGGAAGCGCGCACGCAAAGCGGCUCGUCGUGCCGAACGCCCGGAGAACGAAGACUCCGAUUUUAAAGCGGACGACGUUUCUGACGAUGAACAUUUGAGCGAGCCCUCUGGCGACGAGUCCGAUUUUCUCACGAAAUACAACAAGCUACGAGAAAAGCAAUUCGUUGCUACUGACGAAGAAGACGACUCCAUCCACAAUAGUUCUCGUAUGAGAAGAUCAAAAUCGCGGUCUCGCAGAGACCGGCUGCGAUCUGAACCUCUGGAACGGAGACCAAAAAGACGUCUGGCAGCAGGGCAUGAUGACGAUGAUGGGGCUGAUGAUUUGGCUGAUGAUGACAGCAUCCAACAAGAGAUCAAUGAUUUGUAUGACUCCUCCCCCGAUGCAUCUCCAAUAAAACACAAGCUCCGCGAACGGGAGAGAAAAAUCGACUACACUAUUCCAUCUCUCAUCACCAACGAAAAUGAAAACGAGUUGUAUGCGGCAGCCCAACCUUCGUCACAGCUGUUCCGCUCUCGCGGAAGAAGGCCGCCGGGCAACAAGUCCGAGUUCCGAAAUCUCUUAUUUCCCACGGCAGGGCCCUUUGGAGGUAGUGACGUAGUAUCACUCAUGGGGCAAAACAUCCCACCUGGAGGCAUCCCCAUCCCAGGCAUGACAUCUGGUCCCAAUUUAUCUAUGGCUUUAGGAAAUGACUCAGAUUCGUCAGAUGAAGAUUUCGCACCCAUCGCCGGAAACCAGGGGAUGCCGGGCUCUAUCAAUCAAGUACCAGGACUCACCAACACUCAGGCAAAAGACGACUUUCGUGGUGGUAGCUUUGUGAACAACACGAACAUCAGAGGUGCUCAGUUGAAUGAAAAGAAGAAAAAUAGUCUCAGCGACACAGACCCUUUGGGUGUUGACAUGAACAUAGACUUUUCUGCAGUAGGAGGCUUGGACAAUUACAUCGACCAGUUGAAAGAAAUGGUUGCUCUCCCUCUUCUUUACCCAGAGCUUUAUCAAAACUUCUCCAUCACCCCGCCCCGUGGUGUUUUGUUCCACGGCCCCCCUGGUACUGGUAAAACCCUCAUGGCGAGAGCUCUUGCUGCCAGCUGCUCAACUCCCUCCCGAAAAAUCACAUUUUUUAUGCGAAAAGGAGCCGAUUGUUUGAGUAAGUGGGUGGGAGAGGCUGAAAGACAGUUGAGACUUCUUUUUGAAGAGGCAAAAAAUCAGCAGCCCUCCAUCAUUUUCUUUGAUGAAAUUGAUGGCUUGGCACCAGUACGUUCUUCAAAACAAGAGCAAAUACAUGCCAGUAUUGUGUCAACUUUGCUUGCCCUUAUGGAUGGAAUGGAUAACAGGGGACAAGUUAUUGUCAUAGGAGCUACCAAUAGACCUGACUCAGUUGAUCCAGCAUUGAGAAGACCCGGAAGAUUUGAUCGUGAAUUUUACUUCCCGCUUCCAGAUCUCAAUGCUAGAAAACAGAUCUUGCAAAUUCAUACAAAACACUGGAACCCACCUUUGUCCCUGGUCUUUGUGGAAAAAAUAGCCGGUUUGACAAAAGGAUAUGGAGGCGCAGAUAUGAGAGCUUUAUGCACUGAGGCAGCCUUGAACUCAAUACAGAGGAAAUACCCUCAAAUCUACAAGUCUUCCGAAAAAUUGAUGGUUAAACCUUCAAAGGUGAAGGUUGUGGCAAAAGACUUUAUGAGAGCCAUAGAAAAGAUAGUCCCCUCUAGUGCGAGAUCUACUUCUACAGGUUCCUCUCCUUUACCGGAAAGAUUAUUACCUCUCUUGCAGGAACCUCUUGAUGAAGUCGCAAGAAAGCUUAAUGACUUGCUUCCAGGUUCUGUAGGUUCAAGUGGCCGAAACAAAAUGACAAACUUGGAGGAAGCCAUGUAUCUUGAUCCUACGAUUAAUGAUGAAGAUGGCGGAUUUUCGAAGCAUGAAUUUUUAAGAAAUCUAGAAAAUUCUCGGAUUUGCAAGCCACAUUUGCUUGUAUGUGGUGAAAGAGGUGCUGGGCAGCAAUACCUUGGUUCUGCUAUACUUAACUUAUUGGAAGGCUUUCAGGUUCAGAACUUGGAUUUGGCAACCAUCUUCAGUGACGUAACAAGAACUCCUGAGCUGUGUAUUGUGCAAGCUUUCACCGAAGCUAGACGUCAUCAGCCGUCAAUUAUCUUUAUUUCCAACAUUGACACAUGGUUUGAAGUAAUGCCGCACUCGGCGAAAGCAACUCUUGCUGGGCUUCUUCGAAAUUUAAGAAGCAACGAAAGAAUUUUGCUAUUGGGUAUUGCUGAAAAAAGUCACAACGAACUUGACCACGAAAUGAAGAUUGCCCUUGGAUUCCUGAAUGGUAUAAACAAAGUCGAUUUGGUCAAUCCUCCCACGUCAUCAAGGAAACGGUUUUUCAUCAACGUCAAAAAUGCGCUUCUCAUGAAACCCUUCGAGUUUUUAAAUGAUUUAGAAAACCGUCCAAAAAGAAAAUUGAAGGUGCUCAAACCUGCGCCGCUAGCCCUCGAUACCAAUUCCACAUUGACCAAAAAGCGGAUAAAGCAACAGGAAUAUGAAGACACAAAGCUUAAAAAUAUUUUGAAGCUCAAGCUCGCUGCUAUUAUGGACCUUUUCAAAAACAGAUACAAGCGCUUCAAAAAACCCAUUAUUGAUGAUGCUCUUCUCCAUCAUCUCUUCGAGCCUUCAGUUUUGGAAAAUCCACAUAUUCCUUACGAGGUUUUGUAUGUCAAAGGAGAGGGGCCUGAACAUGCCGAAACCAUCAAGGAAGUCGCAACCGGGAAACACUUUUACAAUAUGGACUUGGAUACCAUAGAGGAACGUAUCUGGAAUGGUUUUUAUUCUGAAGCAAAACAAUUCAUGAGGGAUAUUCGUAUGAUUGUUAAGGAUGCGAUAACUUCUGGGGAUAGGGAACGGAUUCUUAAAGCAAAUGAAAUGCUCACCAAUGCUCAGUUUGGCAUUGAAGAUUUCAACAAUGCGGAGUUUUCUAAAGCUUGCAAGCUAUUGAGGGAGAGGGAGGUAGAAAAGCAGGAGAAGCUUCUUGCCGAAUACCAUAGAUUGAAGAAAGAAUUUGAGCAAAAACAACAAGAGCUUUUGUUGAGAAUUGAGGACAACCCACAAUCGUCAUAUGAAAUUCAAAAGCCAAUAUCACCAAACCCGAAUUUAAAUGGCGGCUUCGAGCUGAACGGUAAGAGCGCCCAAGACGUUUCCACGGCUGAAGUCAACGACUCAGCACACCAACAUGGAUCAAUCAGCGCACGCGAAGCUGACAGCAACUUACCUAUAGAUACUGAACGGGAAAAUCUUGACUUAGUGGGCAAAGAAAUAUCUCCGGGGGAUAAGUCGUUUGUUGAUUCUGUAAAUGAGACCGACAGUGAAUCCGAAGCCGAAGAUGGAUAUCAUGUGGAAACAGAUCGCCAUCUUAUUCUUCCAGAUGAUCUCGACACUUUGUUCGAAGACGCGAUGGUGAAAGCGACCAAUGGCUUCACUAUUGAGAAAUUGGAGUACUUUGUUGCCCGUCUCAUGGAAAUAAUUUGGGAGGAUCGCAGUCAGUGGAAUAAGAUUCCUACGGUCGCCAAAUUGAAGUCUGAGACUGACAAGAUCCUCAUAUAG